UCUCGCGCCUGCUGUGGGUCGCAUUUUCAAACGGCUUAAUUUGCUGUCAUUGAGAGCACGUCAUCGUUUGCCGUUGGAAUUGAACAGAUUCACUAGUACUUUUUUUUUUUUUAAAUUACGUUUAUUGAGAUUUAUUUGUGCACUAUUAAAAGAACGCGAGUUUCUCAGGCGAAGAUGGCCACACAUUUUCGGAUUGCUAAAACGGAUGAGAAUGACGCAGCCCGGGUUCAGGCGAAGAAAAUGUUGAAAGAACCGACACUUGGUAAACGAGCUGUGUUGGGAGAACUCGGUAAUAAAGUAUUGAAGAACAUUGAUAUCGGCAAAGGCAAAGAUGGAAUCGCAUUCAAGCAAACCGAUUCUUCUUUCAAACAUGUUAAAGCUCGCGUUGAUACGCACUGGAAGAAAAACGAUGGUACCGGUAAUGGGCAUCCUGUUGCAAAGCCAGUUACUCGCUCCGAUUCUUUGAAAAGCCUUAACAACGUAGGAGUGAACGUUGCGGUGAAGCAAUCCAACACGACUAAAACCACAGUCAGUGCAAAGCCAAAAAUUGUUCACGUUACCAAAGGUGCUGAGAUAAAAAAGGUGAAACUUGUAAAUCUGAAACGAGAAGAAAGUCGACUAUCUCGUCGUUCUUUAAACAAACUGAAAUUGAUUAGAAAACAAUCAGAUGCAUCAUCUACAACAUCUACUGAAAGUAGUUCACAAGAUGACGAUUCACAUGCUCAAGAGAAAUAUGAUUCGCCCGGAACGCACUCACACAAACUAUUGGAAGGUAUUGAAAACAUUGACAUUAAUGAUGCAUGGAAUCCAAUGUUAGUGUCGGAAUAUGUCAACGACAUUUACAAAUAUUUGAACGAUCUUGAGGAUGUUUUUGCUCUCAGAGAAAACUUCCUCGAAGGACAUAAGCAGAUCAAUCAUAAAAUGCGCACGAUUCUCAUUGAUUGGAUCAAUGAAGUUCAUUACCAGUUCAAACUCGAAAUUGACACAUAUCACAUGACUGUUUCCAUCAUCGAUAGAUAUUUACAGUUGGUUACCGACACUCAAAAGAAAGACCUGCAGCUGGUAGGAGUGACGGCCAUGUUCAUCGCUUCCAAGUACGAGGAACUGUUCCCGCCCGACAUCAGCGAUUUCGCGUACAUCACUGACGAUACGUACAAAAAGCGUCAAAUUCUCGAAAUGGAGAAAAAGAUUGUGAAAGUGUUGGAUUUUCAUCUCGGGAAACCAUUACCGACGCACUUUUUGAGACGUUUUUCGAAGGCUGCCAAAGCAGUCGAAAAGCAUCAUUUGGCUGCAAAAUAUCUCAUUGAGCUUGCCAGCGUCGACUACAGCACUGCUCACUUCAAGCCGUCUGAGAUUGCUGCUGCCGCUUUGUACAUAGCAUUGUAUCUAUUUCCACUUGCAAACAACGAGCAAAAAGUUUGGACAAAGACUUUAGAAUUCUACACCAAAUAUACUGUCGAUAAUUUGGUACCGAUCGUUCAACGAUUAGCGAAGCUGGUUAAGAACGUUCCCAAUAUGAAGGUGCAAGCCGUCUACUCCAAAUAUCAUUCUAGCAAGUUUGAAAAAAUUUCUACUCAGUCAGAGUUUCAAGGAUCCCUCAUGAAUAAUUUAGUAGAAGGUCAAUUGGUUCCAUAACCUGUAGGAAAUUUUUUUACUUGUUUAUUUAGGUAUUCUUUUAUUUGGAAGACGAGUGACCCAACACUGGUGGCUAAUAUCUUUUUUUAAAUUAGGCUUCACAAUCGGCCAUUCUAUGCGAUGAUUGUUGUGUCAAUAAGUGUAGUGUUUUUGAUUAGUGUUUAGAAGAUUUUUAUAAACCUACUAAUAUCAUUUUAGGCAAUGCCUUAAAAAUAUUUCAGUCCCUGAACAAAGAACCUGCUUCUUCGAAUGGAAAUGUUCUUCAGCGCAUAGAACGAUAAUAAACAUAUUUGACUGAUUAAUUGUAAUAUUUAGAUUGCGUUUGUUUCAUUGUUCAGCAAAACGACUGGGAUUUUAUGAAUGGAUCAAAUCAGGGACUAAUUCACCUUCAACACACUCAAUGAUUCGGUCUUUAGUAUCAUUUGUAUUCCCAGCUCACAUCACGUUGAUAUCAUCUGUAUCAUUCAAUUUAAUCAACUGAAAUUAUCCAUGUUUCCAUGCAUUUCGACAUUGCCACCGCUCAGAGCGCGCUUAUUCACUCAUUGGAUACAUCCCGUAAAAUUUUACUCGUUAAAUAAUCAACACUCCACCAACUUUCGUUCCUGUCUGAUGGGUCUCAUUCACAUGGCUAUGCUUUUAUUAUUUAAUGCGAACGCUUGGUGUUUCAUUCCUAUUCAUGAUCCAUAGUAUGACACUGUUGCCUUCGUUCCCGUGUCAUUGGUUUGUUUUGUUAUAUAGUUAAUAUGCACAUACAUACAGAAGCUGGCACCCAUUAUGGUCAUUAUCUCAUUUAAAAAUGUAGAUCUAAUUACGAGAUGUGCUUCACCUAAACCAGCAGAUUGUCGCAUCGCUCUGAAGUUUCAAUCGGUCACUUUAUCACUUGCUAUCGGUUAAGGAGGAACAGUAAAUGACCAAUUGGAGAAAAUCUCAAGUAGAGUGUGAAUGAUGUUGAAGAAAAAAGUUCUAUUGAAUGCGUGCUCAUAUGGCGGCUUAAAUCAAUUAGCUUCACUCGUAGACAGGGUACUGUCAUAGCCACAAUGUAUCGGAACGAAAUGUCGCGGAGUUCAUCUUAAGAACUUCUGUUCAGUGAAUAAUCAUCAUAAGCUUGGAAAAACUAGGAUUUAUUACAGGCUGGACAAUGAAGCAGCUGUAAUUAUAAUCGAUUAGCUUCGCCUAUCAUCCCAAUAUCAGUAGCACGAAGCAAUCGAAAACGAACGGACCAUGAGCCCGCCAACAGGAAAAAUGGGAAUGUAUUCUUGGACGUGAAUUUUCGUUUUCGAUGGAUUUGUGCUACACAUGACCGUGAACUGAAGGGUGGUGUAUCAAUUAUCACAUCUUCUAUAAGCUAGCGAUAUUUUCAGAAACGAAGAAUCGCGAGUUCUAUGGGUCAUUCGGUUGAUCUAAGAACGAAAUUUAUUCAUCACAUCAACACGUGAUAUUUGUUUUGUUUUUGAUUUUUUUAUAAAUAAAAACUGUUAUGUCAAUUCCAAUUUAAAUAAUUUCGCUAAACUAAGAGCACAUAUUGUAAACGAAUAAUGUCCUGUUACGGUUGCGCCAUGUGAAAAACAAUGUUGUUCAAACCGACGAGCUUAGAUUUUUCGUCUUUAAACAAAAAUACACUAUCCAUUGCAAACUCAUCAAGACCAUCUGAUGAAAGACGAUAAGCGUAAACUAAUCGGUUUUCAACUUCGAUCUUCGCCAACACCACUAAAAAGGACUUCAAAUCUCUACCUUUUUGACAUCUAUUUAUUAAUGUAAGCAUAGUUGAACAUAUAAUGGAAUAUUAUAGAGAUGUGCAGAAGUGCACCAAAUACGAUGGAUUAAAAAAAUAUCUCCGCAGGUAUUUAAUAGUCUUCCAUCUUCCUAAAUCAUUUCAUGAUUUAACGUUUACUGUAAUAUGUAAAACUGAAUGUUAGUAGUUUAUUACACUAUUCACCUCAGCAACAACGAUAAUAGGCACGAUCAUCAUGGCAGUUGAAUGAUUUCAAAGGUGUCACAAGUUGAUUACUUUCGUUGUAUAAAGAUUACCGAAUGGCGGGGAACUUUCACAAAUAUCAAAUAAUCUUUGAUGCGAGGAAAUUUGAAAUUAAAGGUAAUACAUCAGAAGCGAUUGAAUAAUUGAGCUUGGAAGAAGCUGUAAGAUGCUGUUGACAAAAUUCGACUUAUCAAACAGUCUGUAAUUACUAGAUGUUUAAGGGAAGGUCUUAUAAUAAAACAGUAUGAAUUUGAAGUGACAUAAGGAUAAAAACUAUACAGUUCAUUAGCAUGAUCGUAUAAAGUAAAGUGAAUACUUGUACCCCGCAUAGAUAUAAGAAUCCUUGAGAGUGAGUAAAUAAACGUGAAAAUUAGGUUGUAUAAGCUA
This is a messenger RNA of Malaya genurostris, 3997 nucleotides long. RefSeq names its product G2/mitotic-specific cyclin-B (gene CycB). NCBI's taxonomy places the organism in Eukaryota, Metazoa, Arthropoda, Insecta, Diptera, Culicidae. Gene Ontology annotation, biological process: mitotic cell cycle phase transition; regulation of cyclin-dependent protein serine/threonine kinase activity. Gene Ontology annotation, molecular function: cyclin-dependent protein serine/threonine kinase regulator activity. The record is from RefSeq and is a predicted model, not a curated record. Gene Ontology annotation, cellular component: nucleus; cyclin-dependent protein kinase holoenzyme complex; cytoplasm. The transcript is spliced from 8 exons. Bases 175 to 1635 code for a protein of 486 amino acids.